GGGAUCGGCCCCGGGAUGGGCACCCCCGCGACCGCCAGCCCCGCGCCAGGAUUCCUGGUGGACACUUAUUCCUUGCAGCAGUGGUGCUCACCUGCCUCUAGAUGGACCUGGCCUGGAUGCCAGGAGGGAAAUAUGAGCUUGGUUUCAAGUUCAGUUCCCAGUGAAGCCAGAAGGCUGGAAUUAGGAAGGCAGAGAAUGGAAUACACAAUGGCUGAUCUACACCUAGCGAGGCAGAAGCUGCAGAGGCACCUGGAAGCGGUGUCAGCGCGGCAGCAGCUGGCCCUGCACCGGAACCAGGCCCUGCGCCAGGAAUUCCUGCAGCUGGAGGCUCACAUGGAAACCACAGGCUGGGAGAGCAUCAGGAAGAUGGAAGAACGGUAUGGAAGGGAAAUUAAAAACCUGUUAUCCCUUCGAGAGGGCAGCUUGUCAGCAGGAGGUGACAAGGAGGAAGGACCCAGCGAGCAGGUGCUGCAGGCCGGAGGACAGGUGGGAAUUGGCACCAGUGCAGCCGUGCCAGGAGAGCUGGGCUAUCCAGCAGCAGCCUUGCUGGGCUGCCCCACAUCAGCUGCCUCGGCCACAGGAGGUUUGGGCUCUCAGGAGAAGCCCCCUCUGCACUCCCCAUCCCCUGAUGGGCUCGCUGGAGACAGCCAGGAGGGAGCAGCGGGACACGGGGAGCUGGCUGCCAGCGAGGAAGGCUCUGAGCAGCUCACCUCAGCUUCUGGUGCCAAAGCAGCCCCCCCGAGGCCGGGAAGUGUUCCAGGGGCAAAGCCUAGCCUGAGCAGCUGGUGGGCUCACAGGGAGGGGAGCAGCGCCAAGCUCCCGUUCCCUGCCAGUGCUGAGGAGGAGACAAGGCCAAGCAUUCCCAGCCUGCAGCAGGAGCAGGGCAGGGAUGCCCGGGCUCCAGAGUGCUCCCCGCUGCCCCCACCGAGCCCUCCUGCAGCCCAGGAGGAGCCCUUGGACAGCUCAGCACCACACAGGCCCGGCGGGAUGCAGACCGAGCUCCAGGAGCUCUGCCACGCGCUGCAGCUCCUGGAGGGGCUGGUGGAGAGGACGAGCCCCCGGCACCGGGCGCUGUACCAGGGACAGCCCUCGGGGACAGCGGAGCUGCCCAGUGCUCGUGCUGGGGCCCGCGGGCUGGCUCAGGGUGACCUCGAGGUGAUGGAGGCCGUGGUGCUGCGGCAGCUCCAGGCCAUGUCCCAGCGCACCGCGGAGAGAGCAGGGCACGAGGAGCACACCAGGGACACGGACGCGCUGCGGACUCUCCUGAGCCACCAUGGCUUGUUCCUGAAGCAGCAUGGGGUUCAGCUCCCAGAGCAGGUGGCAGAGAUGUUUGAGCAGCUGCUGGCUUCGGGAGAGGAGGAGCAGGACCGCCAGAUUGUGCUGGAGGCCCUUCCAGGAGAGUGUGGGGAUGAGCCAUCUGUCCAGAGCGAUGAGUCCUCUCUCAGCCUGUCAUCAGUCCCGACCAACGGCGGGGAAGGAGAGCAGGGGGAGCUGGCGCGGCAAAAACCAGGUGGAGAUCACAGCCACAACAAUCCCGAAAGGAGCGACAGUUUGGGAACACAUUCAGAAAGCAGCUCCUUGGAUGGAAACGCUCCUCCCUUCUCCAGGACUGAACUGCGGAAGGAAACAGUAACUGCUAUAAAAUCCAAAGCGUUCUGGGGUGAAUCUGAGGACAGCAGCUCCGAGCUCGAGGCUGCUCUGCGCCCACAGACCCACGGCACGGAGUCAGACGACUUUGAUGACUUCUAUGACUGAGAUUCUCCCACUGGCUUUUGGGAAGAAACAAACUGUGUUUUCUUUCACACAGUGAGUGUGCCACAGGCUGAAGCACUGCCUGUCACUGAAUUGGCAAAGAAAAUUUAAAUACUAAAUAAACAUAAUAG
Molecule: messenger RNA, 1883 nt
Organism: Passer montanus (Eurasian tree sparrow)
Lineage: Eukaryota; Metazoa; Chordata; Aves; Passeriformes; Passeridae
Gene: KIZ
Product: kizuna centrosomal protein
Exons: 14
Coding region: 16-1755 (579 amino acids)
Biological process (GO): spindle organization
Cellular component (GO): centrosome
Source: RefSeq, a predicted model, not a curated record